AUGGUCACUCAUGCACUCGAACCAAGGACACUGACACUGCCAUAUGGCACCAGCAUUGACAUCGACAUCGACAUUACCGCGCGGGAUAAAAAGUCACAACGAGACGCCAACGUGCGACCAGUUAGCGUAGCGCAGUCAACGCGAAUGGACGAAGACACGAAUAGUAUUGAGGCACAAGAAGCGUGCGCCGUCACGCGCCCACAACGUGUCAGCGGUUUACGUCGAUUCUUUCAAGCACACCAACUAUACGAGAGUGUGCAGCCAAUAUUCGCGGUAACUUUUUGGCAUGGCCUAACGCCGUUCUUCAUCAAAAGUGACGGCGCUGGCAAUAAAAAAUUGAAGGAGUCGAUUUUCGGUUAUCUCAAUACUUUGAUACACAUAACGGUGUAUGUGGCCUGCUAUGUGCUGACGUUGCUGAAUGAUUUCGAAACGGUCGCGGGUUACUUCUUUCACACGGGCAUCUCACGUUUCGGUGACACUAUGCAGAUUUUGAGUGGCCUUAUCGGCAUUACUGUAAUCUUUUUUACGGCUAUUCUUCCCAAACAUCGCCUCCAAUAUAGCUUAAGUACGAUGCAAGAUAUUGAUGUGCUGUUACGCAGUGUUGGUGUACAUAUCAGGUAUAGCAAAGUGUUGCGUUAUUGCUACCUGAGUUUGUUGGUGGUCUUCGUCGUGGAUUUUGCAUACUCGUUUGGUAAUUUUAUACUACUGAAAUCUGCUAACCUGGAGCCGUCGACGCCGCUUUAUAUAGUAUUUACACUGCAGCACACUGUGAUCUCGAUUGCCACAGCAAUGUUUCAAGGCAUUACAAAGAUGGUAGAAAUGCGAUUGGUUAUGUUGAAUAAGGUGAGGCAGCUACUUAGUUCGAAUACAAUAGUCCUGUUCGCGUCAAUAAUGCAUUUCUGGAAAGAGCUCUUCAGUCCGACUGAUGCCUAUAGCGCAUCACAAACUUUACUAUGGUUCAACUUUUUACUCGGCUUGACACCUUUUCGCAUACACGGCACAAUGUGUGGCCAACGUACGUUGCGCAUCAGCCGCUUGGGUUAUCUCAAUACGCUCUUGCAAGUGAUCUUCUUCAUGUACUGUUUUAUACAUUCGCUCGCGGAACAAGCAUCCAUUGUGGGCUUCUUUUUCAAAUCGGAAAUUUCACAAGUUGGUGAUACGCUGCAAAAAUUUAUCGGCCUACUAGGCAUGUUGACGCUAUUCGGCAUUAGUUUGAGUGAAUGUCGAGUGAUUGUGUCGCUGUGUAAUACGGUCGCAUAUGUGGAUAAGCGUUUUCUCAAUAUUGGUGUGACAUUUAAUUAUCAGUAUAUCAUGAAAUUGACACAUAUGAAAAUGUUCCUGAUUAGUGGCGCUCUCACCACCUACCUAAUAAUACUUCUGCAAUUCACAUCUUCUAAUACAACAGAGCAACAUUCACCGCAGGCGGGCCCUAACACAACGACUUUGAUGAAUCUCUUAACGAAUACCGCUACAACUGAACCGUAA
This is a messenger RNA of Rhagoletis pomonella (apple maggot), 1485 nucleotides long. RefSeq names its product putative gustatory receptor 28b. NCBI's taxonomy places the organism in Eukaryota, Metazoa, Arthropoda, Insecta, Diptera, Tephritidae. Gene Ontology annotation, cellular component: membrane. The record is from RefSeq and is a predicted model, not a curated record. Gene Ontology annotation, biological process: sensory perception of taste. Bases 1 to 1485 code for a protein of 494 amino acids. The transcript has 3 exons.